Pseudonaja textilis is the source of this 1118-nucleotide messenger RNA. It is a transcript of the gene ADM2, whose product is annotated as adrenomedullin 2. Gene Ontology annotation, cellular component: extracellular region. Gene Ontology annotation, biological process: positive regulation of heart rate; regulation of systemic arterial blood pressure; adenylate cyclase-activating G protein-coupled receptor signaling pathway. The record is from RefSeq and is a predicted model, not a curated record. Gene Ontology annotation, molecular function: hormone activity. Lineage: Eukaryota; Metazoa; Chordata; Lepidosauria; Squamata; Elapidae.
AGGAGCCGGGAGGGAAUGGUAUUUAACCCGGGGCCGGCCGGGUGCGACGGCAGAGACAGGAGACUAACCCCACGCGAGAGGCUGGAAGAGCGGCGGCUCAGUCCCCUCUCGAGUCUGGAAGCCGUCGCGGGGAGUGGGCAGCGUGGGCUCCGUCGCCGUUCCCCGGCAACUCUGCGGAGCCCUUCCCGUCUUCUGCCGCCAUGAAGUGCCAGUCGCCGGCUGGGCAGAGUUGCAUCAGCCGCCGCCGCUUCCUGCCGCUGCUGUUCCUGCUGUUCCUCCACCUGCCCGCCGCCGAACUCCAGUCAUGUUGCCCGCCUGCUCCGUCUGGGCGCGGGGCGCGGCUCCCGUUGCCCAGGAAACCGUGGGACUCAAACCACCAUUCUACCUGGCUUCCGAAGAGGCUGUCGAAGAAGGACGGGGUGCCUUGGCUGGCUCAGAAGCAACCUGGGAUGGCAGACAGCUUGCUUUCCCUCCGAGAGCUCCCCAGGCCCAGGCGGAACUCCCUGCAGCUUGGCUAUGGCCCUCUGCCUUGGCCCGCACUGAUGCCAGCCCUUCAUCGAAAGCGCCGUGCUGCCCAACUAAUGCGCGUGGGUUGUGCUUUGGGCACUUGCCAAGUGCAGAAUCUCAGACACCGGCUUUGGCAGCUGAAGGGCCAGUUGGGACGCCAGGAUUCCUCCCCCAUCAGUCUCCAUAGUCCCCACAGCUAUGGCUGAUGGCAGCGGGGGAUGCCAGGACUGGAAAGGCAGCUGCUCCUUGCCCUGAACACGUCCAGCAGCCUCUCCUCCUUGAGACCUCCCAUGCCACCCGCUGGUCUUCCUGCUGGACCUACUUGUAGGGCAUUCCCCUGGUGGGUGGGGUGAUGUGGGCCUUGAAAAAAAGUGGGGCGGGGCUGCUGCUGGAGGGGCCUGAGUCCCAGCUCUCACCUCACAGGAGGUGCGCUGGGUGCAGCUGUACAAUAGCCAAACUUCAUCCUGGCAAGAGGGAGUUGAAGGUUUAUCAAUAGAUGGGAUCAUUCCAUAUUAAUACUGGUAGCAUCAUAGGAGAACCAGCUCUGGCUUUCAGUGAAUGAGUCUCUUCCCUGCACGCAUCCUAAAAACAAAUAAAAAGAUUUAAGCAUG